Messenger RNA from Scomber japonicus (chub mackerel), 4863 nucleotides. RefSeq names its product TUB like protein 4b (gene tulp4b). Lineage: Eukaryota; Metazoa; Chordata; Actinopteri; Scombriformes; Scombridae. The coding region runs from base 1 to 4863 and encodes 1620 amino acids. The record is from RefSeq and is a predicted model, not a curated record. The transcript is spliced from 15 exons. Gene Ontology annotation, molecular function: protein binding.
AUGUUGGCUGCCGUGGAACAUGGUCCCAUCCUCUGCAGCGACUCCAACAUCCUCUGCCUCUCAUGGAAAGGCCGGGUCCCCAAGAGCGAGAAGGACAAGCCGGUGUGCCGCAGACGCUACUAUGAGGAGGGCUGGCUCGCCACGGGGAAUGGGAGAGGAGUUGUUGGGGUGACGUUUACAUCUAGUCACUGCAGGAGGGAUAGAAGUACACCUCAGAGAAUCAAUUUUAAUCUGCGUGGACACAACAGCGAGGUUGUCUUGGUGCGUUGGAAUGAACCCUUUCAGAAGCUCGCCACAUGUGAUAUGGAAGGAGGUAUUUUUGUUUGGAUCCAGUAUGAAGGAAGAUGGUCUGUGGAGUUAGUCAAUGACCGAGGAGCCCAGGUGAGUGACUUUACUUGGUCACAUGAUGGCACUCAAGCCCUCAUCGCAUACAGGGACGGCUUUGUGUUGGUUGGCUCGGUCAGCGGACAAAGACACUGGUCCUCAGAGAUUAACCUGGAGAGUCAAAUCACCUGUGGCAUCUGGACACCAGAUGAUCAGCAGGUCUUAUUUGGUACAGCAGAUGGUCAAGUGAUCGUGAUGGACUGUCACGGCCGGAUGCUUGCCCAUGUUCUGCUACACGAGUCUGAUGGGAUUGUGAGUAUGUCCUGGAACUGCCCUGAUUUCCUGGUCGAGGACAGCACAGAGAGUGACACAGACUCUGAUGACAGUAUUCUGCCUUUAGGUAAAAAAAGUAAUUUCCUUCCUGCUCACACAACUGAAGUCAAGCCUUUGUUGACAGUCACCUUCUUAUCAGGAGACAUCAGUUUAAUGAACAACUAUGACGACCUCUCUCCUGCCGUAAUUCGCUCAGGGCUGAAAGAUGUUGAGGCUCAGUGGUGCUCCCAGGGCGACCUCCUGGCUGUGGCUGGCAUGGAGAGACAUGGGCUACCUGUCGACUCUGCCUGUGGACCCAUCAUGAGGAACGCCCUCGUUAAGUUCUAUAAUGUCCAAGGAGAGCACAUCUACACUUUGGAAACACCGGCACAGAGGCCCAUCACCACCAUCUGUUGGGGUCAUAGAGACUCUCGUUUGUUCCUUGCAUGUGGACCAGCGCUGUAUGUGGUGCGUGUAGAGCACAGGGUGGCCAGCCUCCAACUCUUAUGCCAGCAGGGCAUCGCCAGCGCCCUGCGAGAAGAGAAAGAUGUGGGGAAACUGAACAUGCCCUCGCUGCUCUGCUCUUAUGUGACCACUGCUUUCAUACCCACCAUCAAGCCCCCAAUUCCUGACCCCAACAACAUCCGUGACUUUGUCAGCUAUCCCACAGCUGGGAAUGAGAGGCUCCACUGCACCAUGAAGCGAGCAGAGGACAGCCCCGAGGCAGGCGGUCCCUGCUACACACUCUACCUAGAAUAUUUAGGAGGACUGGUACCUAUUCUCAAAGGAAGACGUAUUAGUAAACUACGACCUGAGUUUGUCAUUAUGGAUCCAAAAACAGACAGCAAAGCAGAGGAAGUGUGUGUGAAUCCCAUGAUCUCGUACACUGACAGCUGUAACUGCUCUGACUCCAGUGACAUUGAGUUGAGCGACGAAUGGGUUGGGAAGAAGUCACCGAAGUUGUCCCGAGGAAACAGGUCACCUAAACUUCAAAGAAUGAACAUGGAUUCAAGAAAAUCUCCAAAACUUUCACAUGCCAAUCAGGAAGGCCAACGAUCGCCACGGUUACCGACAAAGAAGCCUCCAAUUCGGUCCCCGAGUCUGACACGUCGAGAGUUUUCUAUGGAUGGAAUCACAGAGCACAAUUACCUUGCUCAAGUCACAUCCAACAUCUGGGGGACAAAGUUCAAAAUUGUUGGACUUGCUUCUUUCCUCCCUGCCAAUCUUGGUGCAGUCAUCUAUAAGACCAGUUUGCUUCAUUUGCAACCGAGGCAGAUGACAAUUUACCUUCCAGAAGUGCGAAAGAUUUCACAUGACUUCAUGAGCCUACCAGUGUUCAAUCCCAAUGUAUUCAGUGAGGAUGAGGAUGACUUACCAGUGAUGGGGCCAUCUGGAGUGGCAGGAGACAAUCCUCCCUGUACAGUCAACAUACCUAUUGCUCCCAUCCACAGCCCAGCUCAGGCCAUGUCCCCGACUCAGAGUAUUGGCCUGGUUCAGUCUCUAUUGGCCAAUCAGAAUAUUCAGCUUGAUGUCCUCACCAACCCUACAGCCACUGCAGCAGCAGCAGCUGCAGCAGCUGCAGCUUCUGUCCCUGUUUCUGAUCACGGCCAGGAUGCUGUUGCUACACCAUACCCAGUUCCAGCUAGAUACCCAAAUCCUGGUCAGGUGAUCUUCAAUGGGCUAGAGAUGGGUCCUCUUCUGCCUGGUACUUUACCUCCCCCACCUCCGCCUCACCAUCUUCCACCACAGCCACACCCACAGAGGUCUCAUUCACAGGGAGACCAUGGACACAUGCUGAAGCCAAGUCUGCCCCGGACUUUACCUCCCUCCUUCAGUGACGCAGAUGGGUCUAUAGAGAUUCAGAUGAGGAAGGUGAAUCCUCCACCUCCAUACCCUGGCACUGUAGUGUCUGCAGCAGCAGCCGCAGCCGCAGCUACAGCGGCAGCUACGCCUCAAACACUUGUCACAAACUGUGACAGCCCUAGUGUCCUGGCACCAGACCCCUGUCUGAAGAAAGACGAGUUCCUGCUUCACCCAGUGACCUUGCAGUACCCAACACCUCUGGGGUAUGAAAGGAUCACAACCUUUGACAGCAGUGGCAACGUGGAGGAAGUUUGUCGGCCACGAAGGCGGCUCAUUCGCAACCAAAAUGCAUACACUGUCCAUGGCAUCGGGGGCUCAGCCACACUCAAAGUCACUUCAUCUGAUAGUAAAAAAAUUCAGCUUCCGUACAGCUCAGCAACACUGAGUCGUCUUUCUGUCCCUCGAUACUCUAUACCUAGUGGGGACCCUCCUCCUUACCCUGAUCCAGCAAAUCAGGUAACCACUACACUUCCUCCUCCACAAAGAAUUGAUAAUAGUCUGAUUCAUGCCACUAUACGUCGUGACCGCAGAGAUAUGGGACUCAAAGUGCCACAGAUGAUGGAUAGCUCAAGAACCCUUCCCACUAAGGCUAAGAUGAACAGUGCAUUAGCACUCUCGUACCAGCAGAGGGUGCCCACUGCAUUGUACACAUGCACACAGUGCAGCAGUAACAGCAGCAGCACCAGCGUCAGUGUCAGUGGAGGUGGAACUACGAGUAGUGGCAUUGCAGGUGGCACGGUGGUGAGGCAAGACUUCCCCCCAGGGAAAGGAGCACAUCACAGUACUAUUAUUGUGCACUCCAAAAGUACCUCACCCCUGGCCUCCCAGUCAUCUUACAGUCUGCUGAGUGCUGUUGAUAACAGCCGGGACAGAACAGUGUAUGUUAACUCUGCUUUUACUGAAGAUGAGACUUUGAAUCAGCAGUGUCACCUCGAAAAAUCAGUACGCCAGCUGACUCUCGGUGAUGUCAGUUUGACAGUUAAACGCCCUCCGCCUUACCAAUGGGACCCCUCCACCACAGAGGAGUUCUGGCUCACACCAGAGCAAACCAUAUUAGGUCCCCCACCAGGACCUCAUAAACCUCCUCUCAUCAUUAGUCAAGCCCAGCACUUGGACAUGACUCGGCUACCUUUUGUCCUCACGACUAAACCUCCAUCCAGCCCAAGCACAAGCACUCUUACUUUCCCAUCAGGUUACCAGAUAUCUCUCUCGCCUUUUCCUCCAGGUGUGGGUCACAGUGGACCCCAACUUCAGACUUUACAGAACCCUCCACCACAGUGCUCUCCAAACGAAGUGGUUGGUCCAGUCCCUUUUGCUCAGCAGGACCCCAAUUUGGUUCUGCCACCAGGCUACCCCCCAAAUCUUGCUAACCUGGCUUGCUGCCCUCUCCCUCCGAUGUAUCCAGGAGCCAGUUCAUGUGCAGGACUUCAGCUGCACCCUGUAAACCUGCACCCCUGGAACCCUUACCCCUGCCCACCUCCCAUGCAAGACCCUCCAGCACCUCCCCUUCCUACUAAGACUCAUCAGAUUUUAGAGAAGCCAAUUCUCUCCCCACCCCCUCCAACUGCACCACCUCCGCCACCUCCUCUGCCUCCUCCUCCUCCACCUACCGAGCUACCACCUUCCAAAAGUGCCACAGAGGAUCUUGCAGAGUCUGCCAACAACUUUGCAGAGCCAUCAUCCUUAAAUGAAAGCCCUGUGCCACAGGAGUCAGAUCGCUUCAACAAGAAGAGCCGCAAAAGACUGGACAGCAGAGCUGAGGAGGCCAACUUGCCCACUGUCGCUGAGGGCAAAUCCAGAAAGGAAGGCCGUGCACUCUCUGACUUCAACACACUCAUUUCCAGCCCAAGGCUUGGCAGCAGAGAAAAGAAGAAGCCCAAGGGGCCGAGAGAGCAGCUCAACAAAACCAAGAAGAUGAGCCGGACAACAAAUGAGUUUCAGGAUAGUUCCGAGAGUGAGCCGGAGCUGUUCAUUAGCGGCGAUGAACUCAUGAACCAGAACCAGAGCAGCAAGAAGAGCUGGAAGAACAAACGCAGCCUGCGUAUGGCAAGUGAGCUGGAAGAAAUAAAGUGCCGCAAGGCGAAUGAAAGAGAGGACCGUAGUUUGGGCAGCCAAGGGUUUGUCUAUGUUAUGGCCAAUAAACAACCAUUAUGGAAUGAAGCCACCCAGGUCUACCAGCUUGACUUUGGAGGAAGAGUCACCCAGGAGUCAGCGAAGAAUUUUCAGAUUGAGCUGGAUGGUAGACAGGUGAUGCAGUUUGGGCGAAUUGAUGGGAAUGCCUAUAUUUUGGAUUUCCAGUAUCCUUUUUCAGCAGUGCAGGCAUUCGCUGUUUCCUUGGCCAAUGUGACUCAAAGGCUUAAGUGA